AUGGGCAGAGUGGGCAACAGAGACACGGACUGGACAGCGGAGGUCACGCCUGCCGGCUCGUUCCAGCACCUGCGCAUCACCUCUGGCGUCCCAGCAUCCUUCAGUGCCGGGCUGUGCCGCCGCGAGGAGGGGCGCUGCGUCCCUGUGGCGCCCGUGCACAGCGCUUCGCUGGACUCGAGUUCGAACGCCACGGAGCUGCGCAUGACUCUGAGCUCUCCGGGCCCCUGGCUUUGCGUGCAGGAUAAAUCGGAGAUGCUGCUGCUCAACAGCGCAGACUGUCCAGAGAAGAGCAGCCAGAUACAGUACAUCCCAGACCUUCAGGGACUGUCCCCCACCGACAGGCUACUGAGAGAACUGAGACGACUUGGAGGGGAGCAGGUUCCAGUGCUCAGAAUGCUCAAAGACCAGAGCAAAGUCACCGCAGCAGAGUCUUCAUUCAGUGUGGCGUACAGACGUGGCGUUCUCGGCGAAGACACUGCUGUGCCCUUACAGCUCGGCCUCAUGGCUCUGGCCACUCUCAUCCUGUCCUUCUCCGCGACGCUGCUGCUGUUCCUGGGAUACCUGGGCGUCCGGAGGAGACUGUCAGGCCCUGUCUGGCAGCACAAGCCCGUGCUGCUGGUGAGCUCCUCGGACUCGGAGCCCCAGGUGUCCGCGGUGUGCGCUCUGGCCUCCCUCCUGCAGAGGGAGCUGUGCUGCGAGGUGCAGCUGUCCCACUGGGCCCAGGGGGCGCUGGCGCAGCUGGGACCCGUGCCCUGGCUGUACGGGCAGAGAGAGGCCGUGAGGAGGGCAGAAGGCAGGGUGCUGAUAGCCUGGAGCCCCGAGGGCAGGGAAGUGUACCAGCGCUGGAGAGGAGGUCGAGCUGGUGGAGAGGGAGGGGGAGGAAGAGAGGGAGAGAGGAGCAGCAGGAGACAGGAGGAAGAGACAGAGGGGGAGGAGAGGAGGAGGAAAGAGAGAGGAGCUACGAGCGGGAAGAGCGAACAGGAGAGGCGGAGAAGGACGGGGAAGGAAGAAGAGGGAGCAGGGAGCGAAGAGGCCAAAGGGGGCGGCCCGGAGAGCGGAGGAAGAGUGGAGGCUCUGUGCGGGAAGAGAGGGGGAGGAGGGGAGCGGGACCAAGCAGGGGCCCUGCUCUUACACCAGCCCGGUGCUCCAGGCCGCCCUGGCCUGUCUGCUGAGCGAGCUGGGAGGCGGUGGCGGUGGGGAGUUUGCCCUGGUGUCUUUCACGGGGCUCUGCCACAGUCGGGACAUACCCCAGAGACUCAGCGGGCUCCCCCACUACCGGCUGCCCCGCGAUUUCGGGAGACUGGUGGAGGAGCUGCAGGGGGGCAGAGGGGGCUGCCGGCGCUGCUGGGCCCGGCUCCUGACCAAGACCCUGGCACACAGACUGGCGUGCCAGCUGGCGGCGUGGCUGUGGUCUCCCUGGCGGAAGGGGAAGAGGAGGAGCUCACGCCGGUGAACAGGAGGACAAGCUCAGGGUGCCACGGCGACAGGAGGCGUGGCCCUGACUGGCAGUGGGGCGGGGCUUCCAGCACGCGGGGGCGUGGUCAGAGAGACAGCGUGGUGGCGGUGGUCUGGGCACCACUCCCUGAGUGCUUCUGCACUGGACCACUGCAGCAGGACCCUACAACUUCAGCAGAUUAGUGCUGAACUUCAUACAGGAGGCUUGAGACAGGACGCUAUCUGGCUAUUUAGCCAGUUUGCUAGUUAGUAGUUGUUGUGGGGAAAAUCAGAGGAGCAGGACACAGUCUUGUGCAGAUUCAGUUUUAUCGAGCUCAAUAAGUCCAAGAACGCGCGCUGGGUCGGCCCCACAGAACAGACAAACUGCAAGGGUUUCCCAGCUCUUAUAUACAGCUAGAAGAAAGUUUGUUUCACGAUCUGA
Messenger RNA from Lepisosteus oculatus (spotted gar), 1876 nucleotides. The record is from RefSeq and is a predicted model, not a curated record. NCBI's taxonomy places the organism in Eukaryota, Metazoa, Chordata, Actinopteri, Semionotiformes, Lepisosteidae.